Molecule: messenger RNA, 650 nt
Organism: Notodromas monacha
Lineage: Eukaryota; Metazoa; Arthropoda; Ostracoda; Podocopida; Cyprididae
Source: the annotation of a GenBank genome assembly
GUAUUUUCUCAUUCGAUUUAACAUUUCAGGAGAGGUUUUGGAAAAUAAGAAAAUCGGAAUUGAAUAUUUCGAUGGAGACAAAAGCGAAGUCGGCCAAUAGUUUUCAGGAGCUGGUGAGCGAGUGCAGAAAGGUGUUUGACUCUGGAGAUGUAGUGGAUGUGGAUUAUAUAAUGGAGCUCCUUGCUUCCUACACGUCGAAGCCAGAGGAGUGGAAAAAGUUUGCCAAAUUCGAUCGUCACAGGUACACCAGAAAUUUGGUUGAUGAAGGAAAUGGGAAGUACAACAUGAUGUUGCUAUGCUGGGGAGAAGGGAUGGCAUCCAAUAUUCACGAUCACUCAAAUGCCCAUUGCUUCAUGAAGAAUCUUAUGGGUGAUUUGCUUGAGAGAAGAUAUGACUUUCCUGCAGAAGAAGGAGGUGAAAUGGUCGGGAGGGGAACACAGGAUCUGAAACUCAAUCAGGUGGCUUACAUAAAUGAUGAACUGGGCCUGCACAGAGUGGAGAACCCAAGUCACACAGACGUUGCAGUGAGUCUCCACAUUUACAUCCCGCCGUUUGACCAGUGCAACAUCUUUGACCCUCGCACUGGCAAGCAAAACGUCAGCAAAAUGACCUUCUGGAGCCGCUACGGAAAACGAACACCCUUCCAGUAA